UGACUGUGACGCCAUUAUCAUCUGCGCUGCUGCUUCGCAUCGGAUGAUUCGUCAGAGAGAGGUUAUACACGUAGUAUACGCACAGCUGAGUCUUUUAAUUGACGCUCAAAGGUAUGGACGUUCAGAAGUCGACGGGGAAUGCUCUCGAAAGCACUUGCCAAUCAAAUUUACAAACUCCUCCACGCGCUCAACGAAGAUCUCGUGGAUCGCGUCAGAAAGCGGUAGAUAGUAUAACGAAAAAGUUCCUGCGAAAUUUCGAUCCGGAACACAGCGAGAGGGAAAAGAGAAAGCUUCAUCGGCGUUUGUAUCAGGGCUGUAAGAAACACGCUUUGUAUGACGAGAACGGCAUUUAUGUACAAACAGGGGAUGAUCUCUGCGAUUGUCUGAAUUUGGAUUGCGCAGGAUGUCAUUUUCCUUGCCCGAGAUGUUCGUCGACCAAGUGUGGGCACGAUUGCAGGGCAAAUCGGAAAUGGGCUUACGAGUCGAUAGAGAACGAAGGUAGCGACGUGGUCACAAAAAAUCGUCUGUUGAAAGAAUAUUAGACGUAGCCUCGGGCGAGUUCGUGCGUUGGUGGUGCACAGGACACAAGGAGAGAGGCCCCAGCCGUGACCAACGUCGGCGUAACUCAAGUCGAUCGAUAUUGAAAAAGGUCGAAACAAUUUGGAAUAUGAAAAAGAAAGAAACGAUGACUGUA
Molecule: messenger RNA, 694 nt
Organism: Ceratina calcarata
Lineage: Eukaryota; Metazoa; Arthropoda; Insecta; Hymenoptera; Apidae
Product: ARL14 effector protein
Exons: 3
Coding region: 114-542 (142 amino acids)
Cellular component (GO): intracellular membrane-bounded organelle
Source: RefSeq, a predicted model, not a curated record